Molecule: messenger RNA, 2021 nt
Organism: Lethenteron reissneri (Far Eastern brook lamprey)
Lineage: Eukaryota; Metazoa; Chordata; Hyperoartia; Petromyzontiformes; Petromyzontidae
Product: guanine nucleotide-binding protein G(I)/G(S)/G(O) subunit gamma-T2-like
Biological process (GO): G protein-coupled receptor signaling pathway
Cellular component (GO): heterotrimeric G-protein complex
Molecular function (GO): G-protein beta-subunit binding
Source: RefSeq, a predicted model, not a curated record
CGUUGUUUCAGAGAGCAAAAUGAGAUUUGACAAUGGUAGUCAGAAUAUUUGUAAAUAUCGACCAAACGUUGAAGAUUCACCACGCAUUCAAUGUAUUAGCGCAGAUGCUGAAGCUAAACUAUGAAAACAAAAACACACGUCGACAACAACAUUGCUACAUUUUCUUUAGAAAAUAUUUCGUGGAGUUUAUAUUUUGUACUUUUGUUGCAACCCAUUAAUUAUUCCAUCUAAUUAGGUAAUUGAUGAGUGGAUUGAUAGAGAUCAAGGGGAUUACAGUUAUCUCCUUCAAAUAGUCACGGAAGCAGGGAGAAGGCAUUUCUUUAAGAUGAGCCAUGCUCAAAGCCUGCACUGAACUGCUGGGUGCGGAAUGGUAAAGAAUUACUCUUCAUGAACAGGUGAGCACGAGAUUAGUUCACAAAUAUCUUCUGGAACAAUACAUUUAUCAUGGAAGAAAGAUCAGACAAAGAUAUUGCACAGAUGGAGGUGGAACAGCUCAACAUUGAGAUGAAGCUUGAGCGGCUCCAGGUGUCCAAAGCAGCUGGAGAUAUAAAGGAAUAUGUGGAAUCAAAUGCUGCAGAAGACCCUCUUCUUAAAGGUGUCCCUGAAGACAAGAAUCCAUUUAAAGAAAAGGGUGGUUGUAUUAUCUCUUAGCGUAACGUUUUAAGUCAAUAUCUAAUUGGCGCAUUGUUUACGUGAUAAACCUUACUGGCUGUGUCAGGUGGUGGAGGGUUACGAUACACUUAUACUUACGCGAUCUAACCCAAAAACCUUAUUAUAAAUCAAUAUCAUUGGUUGCAUUUUUAUUAUGAAAUCCAUAAAUGACUAGAAGCUGUGUUCUUCAAUCUGCACAUUAUUUGCAUGAAAUUAUCAGUUAUUAAAUGGUUUAUCACCUUAAACAUUUAUUUUUAUUUUUGAGUAGCACCUGUGCUGGUGAUAAAAAAGUAACAAAGCAGGACUAGGUUGUAAUAUUAAUGAAACAAUGAAUAAAUCGUGAUGCUGUAGUUAGAGUACACAAUUUUCAGAACGGUCACAACUUUAAAUCAACCCAUGUCUGCGGUCAUUCAGAUUAGUUUCACUUUGUGGAAAGUCUGCAUGUGAAUAAUCUUAUCGAGGAGACUGAACCCCACCUUGAUAACGUUAUAUUUCCAUCACUGACGCAGAGCCACCGACAGAGAUGACUAAUGCCUCAUUGCUCAUUUGAGCAGAGGCACUUUGGACAACAUUUAAUCAGGGGUUAAAUAUCUCGAAUAUCUCGUCGUAUCUAAACAGUAUUUAUCAUCCAUCUGAUGGAAAUUUCAGAUAAAAACUGAACUAAAAAAUGGAUCAAGAUAUCAGGAAUUAAUCAAUGUUUCAGCCCACAACCUUUUCCCCAUUCCUGUAGUCUUAUAGAAAGCUAAUGGUGGAGAUGGCCAACCUUGAAAAGCACCAGCACUAUUGCAGACUUAUAGAGCAUUCAUAAAUGUAAAAGACCAACUGAAUACAAUUCAUUUGAUGUUUUCUCAAUACCACUUUAAAUGGCAAAAAGGUGUGUUAUGCAACUGACCAUGGUCCUAUCAUAAUAGAAUUAUAAAAGUUAAUCCUGUUCGCCAAAAUAUAUGACUAUCUUCCCAGUAGAUUAAAAUGUAUAUUUAAAAAUGACAUUAUUCGUUGUCUUUAUACAUAUGAAAUAGCUUUAAAUUAGUAGGCAGUGUUAUAAAAGCACUCUGUGUUGUGAUUUCAACAAUCUGAAUUUAAUUAUUGAACGCAAGUGAUGUUUAAAACUGUAUAUCUAACUGUCUUGGGCUUCCAAUAGGUUUACUCAGCCUAAAAUGAGUAUCUCAUGUGGUGUGUUAACAUCACAAAAAAGGAGACAAACGUGGCCAAGAGAGGUUCUGGCCACAUUGCCCCUUUAUGCGGAGAGGAUAUGUUUUUGGUUGCUUAGAAAAAGUUAUUAAAAUUCUUUAGUAACAUAAUUAUGGCAUGCAAAGGUGCACAAUGCUGUAUUUUGACACUUAAAAUUGCCAAUAAAGAAUCUGAAGUCU